Molecule: messenger RNA, 1932 nt
Organism: Neurospora crassa OR74A
Lineage: Eukaryota; Fungi; Ascomycota; Sordariomycetes; Sordariales; Sordariaceae
Product: serine/threonine-protein phosphatase 2A activator 2
Exons: 1
Coding region: 462-1811 (449 amino acids)
Biological process (GO): mitotic spindle organization
Cellular component (GO): protein phosphatase type 2A complex; nucleus; cytoplasm
Molecular function (GO): protein tyrosine phosphatase activator activity; peptidyl-prolyl cis-trans isomerase activity
Source: RefSeq, a predicted model, not a curated record
GCGCGAGUGAAGAUUUGAAGGCGGGAUGUUGAAGGCGGGUCGUUCCUCCACGACGGGAUCUGCAGCCCGGGCGCUAGCUUUUGAGGUGGCCCCACUCCGUUCUUUCCCAGCGGCGGGCCCUGCCAAGCUUUCAGAAAUGGAAGCUGCAGCCCAGCCAAAGAACGCCAUUACGCUUUCUGCCGUCAGCACUUUGCCUGCCCCACGAUGGCUCUACGGCGGGGUAGACUAGAAUGCUCACAGCAUCCAGGGGAUUGCCCGUCACUACCUUGGGGUGGGUAGGUAGGUAGGUAAACUUCCCUUCCAACAUCCACACUCGGACCCUUCCACCUACAUCACGGAACCACUCUCUCCAGCUUCUUCCAUCAGUCAUCUUAUCUAAAGUAACGAGUACGGUCAACUGCAACACCGACCACGGAGAAGCCUACCUUCACACUGUUCAGAACAUCCAGCUUUCAUCCAUCAUGGACUCAUCAGUGACAACAGGAAGGUCAGGCAUAGGCACCGGCCAAGGAUCGCCAGCAGCCUCAGGACAACCCAUCUCCAAAGCCGGCCAGGCCAUCCCGAAUCUACGAGACCGUAUCCCCAAGCUAGAGCCCAGGCGACGGAAGCAGGAACCAUCGAACCCGACUCCGGUUCCAGAAACCCCCGCCCUACCUCCGCGCCCCGACCCAUCCACUCUGGUGUUCCAGACGCCCGUCCGGCGGAUCCUUCUCCUGAAAGACCACGAGCUCUUCUUGGCCUCUCCCUCUUUCAAUCUCAUCCUCUCUUUCGUCUUCUCCCUCUCCGAAUCCGUAGCCGACACGCCCAUCUCGGCUAUCAAGGACUCUGACCUAAGCGAGCCCGUGAAGGCCAUCCUUCGCAUCCUUGACGAGACCGAAGCGUUGUGCAAAGAGUCGCCACCAGACGACCAAGGCGGCUCCCGCUUCGGCAACAAGACCUUCCGUCUCUUUCUCGACAAGGUCAAGCAGCGCGGACAUCAAUGGCACGCCGCCUUUUUGGGAGGCAAACUUCCCGACGCUGCCGUCACUGAGGCCUCAGCCUACCUCAACCAGUCCUUCGGCAACCGCACGCGCAUCGACUACGGCUCGGGUCACGAGCUCAACUUCAUCAUGUGGCUUCUGUGCCUGUACCAGCUCUCGGUCCUCGAACAAUCAGACUUCAAAGCCGUCGUGCUCCGCGUCUUCGCCCGCUACCUAGAAGUUAUGCGCCUGAUUCAGAUGACGUACUAUCUCGAGCCGGCAGGCUCGCACGGCGUGUGGGGGCUGGACGACUACCAGUUCUUGCCCUUUCUGUUUGGCGCCAGCCAGCUGUUGCAUCACCACUUUAUUACGCCACGGGCGAUUCAUCAGGAGCUGACGCUGGAGGAGUUCGGGCAUGACUUUUUGUACCUGGGCCAGGUGGCGUUUGUCAAUAGCACUAAGACGGUGAAAGGUUUAAGGUGGCAUAGUCCGAUGCUGGACGAUAUCAGUAGCGCCAAGAAUUGGGAGAAAAUUGAGGGCGGGAUGAGGAGGAUGUUUGUGUCGGAGGUGCUGAAGAAGUUACCGGUUAUGCAGCAUUUCUUGUUCGGAUCGCUAAUUCCUGCGGCGGAGGGUAUGAGCGAACAAGAUCCCAAUGCCUUGGGUAGCGAGGAGAAUGAAGAGGAGGGCGGCGAGGUGGAAGUGUACGAUGAUAGUGAUGGCAAGAGGCAUGUUCAUCAGCCGACUGGCUGGGGCGAUUGUUGCGGUAUCAAGGUGCCGAGUAGUCUGGCGGCGGCGGAGGAAAUGCGGAAGAGGGGACAGGUGGAGAGUUUGAGAAGAAUACCUUUUGACUGAGAUCGAUGUCAUAUCUUAGUGUAAUGUUUAUCAUAUUCGUGUUAUAUUUGCUCGACGUCACUCCAUACAUCAAGAGUAAUAAUCAAGCCGCAAAAACUACAAUGGUCAUACUAACAUGCUC